This is a messenger RNA of Trypanosoma theileri, 708 nucleotides long. RefSeq lists its product as uncharacterized. The record is from RefSeq and is a predicted model, not a curated record. The transcript has a single exon. Lineage: Eukaryota; Euglenozoa; Kinetoplastea; Trypanosomatida; Trypanosomatidae. The annotation marks the transcript as partial.
GUGGGUGUGGCUCAUGCUGCUUCUGCACCAGGUCACGAGGAACGUGUUAAGGAAGCAAAAGCGAAGGUUGAUGAGACUUUGAGACUGAAAGCGGAGUGCGACAAAGUCACCAAGGCUGCUGAAGAUGCCGCGUAUGCAGCUCAAGGAUUUGCUGUUGCCACUGAGAAUGCACUCGAAACAAUUGCUGCUGACCCAGAAAAGGUGGAGAAAACGAAGAGUGAAGGUCGUAAAUUCAUUGAAAAUACAACGCAGGCUGCAGAGAGAGCAAAAGAAGUGGCCGACCAAACUACAGACAGUGCAAGGAAAGUUGACGACAUAAGCAUUUAUUUUGUUGGACAAGCGGAGGAACAAAUGAGGGCAGAGGAAGCAGCAAAAGAUGCAGAAAACGCGGCACGUGCUGCUAACACUGCUAUCGAAAAUGCGGAAACUCAUGCUAAACGUGUGGACGAGGCCAUUAAGAAACUCGACGCCGCAGUUGCUGCUGCAGCUGAAAAGGAGAAGGAAAAACAGGUGGAGCCUCAGCCACAGGAACAGACAAAUGAAACAUCUCUUGGUGAGCAGCAAGGCCAUACAGAAGGAAAUAAGACGGAGCAAACACAAAAAGAGAAACAAAGACAGCACUACCGUUCUACUUUUACUAUUAAUAUCCACGGAGAUAAUCUCGAUGCCUUACUCAAUGGUGGAGCGAAUAACAGUGGUAUGGCAUUA